Molecule: messenger RNA, 4762 nt
Organism: Amphibalanus amphitrite
Lineage: Eukaryota; Metazoa; Arthropoda; Thecostraca; Balanomorpha; Balanidae
Product: cell division cycle and apoptosis regulator protein 1-like
Exons: 26
Coding region: 127-3810 (1227 amino acids)
Biological process (GO): regulation of DNA-templated transcription
Cellular component (GO): nucleus
Source: RefSeq, a predicted model, not a curated record
GCCGGCCAAGGCCAUCUAUAGAGGUGCCGGCGUCGCGAGUCGUAAAAAUAUUUUUAUUUGCGAUACAUUCUUAAAGUUCAAGUGAAUUUCAAGUGAAGGGAAAGAGGAGGUGACGGGUGACAAACCAUGUCACAGUAUGGGGGCAAUAAGAGCGCUCCGCCACCCUGGGCCCAGACGCCGGGGAUGCUGCAACGGCCCGCGUACUCAGAGUCGGGCAGUACAUCAAUCCGUGCCUCUCCAAUCGCCUAUCAGACUCCGCAGCCCCUGGGUCAGCAGGCGCUCCUGCAGCAGCCCGGUCUCACUCCGGCCAUGUUGAUGCAGCAGCAGAUCCAACAGCCCGCACAGGUCCCCUACGGGCUGCAGUUCCAGGCGGCCCAGCAGCAGGCGCUGCUCUCUCAGGCUGGGUCUGCCCUCGGUGCUCCCGGGAUCGCUCUACCUACCACUCUGGCCUCUUCUCAGCCGGUGAUGACAGUGGGCUCAGGCGGCGUGGCCUACCCCACCGGCAGGAAUCUGGGACCGACCGCCGGAGGGGCCUACCCCGGUCAGCAGCUGCUGCAGCAACAACAGCAGCAGCAGCAGCAGCAGCAGCAGCAACAGCAGCCGAAGCAGCGAGUCUUCACCGGAACAAUCACCAAGCUGCAUGACAACUUCGGCUUUGUGGAUGAAGAUGUCUUCUUCCAGACCAACUGCAUUCGAGGCACUCUACCCAAAGUCGGAGAGCGCGUCCUGGUAGAAGCCCAAUACAACGCCAGCAUGCCGUUCAAGUGGAACGCCACUCGCAUCCAACUUCUACCGAACCAGUCUACCUCUUCUGGUGGAGGCGGUGGAAGCGGUAGCGGUGGAGGAGGGUUGGGACAUUCGGUUUCUAGUGGAGGAGGCAGCGGAAGAAGUCAGGCGCUGUUAACAAGAGGACCUCCUGGAGUCAUGGCCAAUAAGUCUACCGGCAGUGGAGCGUACAGCUCUGUGCCGCCACCGAGCGACCAGAUGCCCCAGUCUGGUUCCUCGAGUGUGUUUGGAGGUGCAAACCGUCUGCCUCACAGCGGCAGGCCGAGGUCCCCCAUCAGAAGGGUUCGAGCCGCCAGUAGAGAGAAGGAGAGGAGGCGGAGCCGUGAGAGGGACGGCUCGAGCGCCCGCCGCCGCAGCCGCUCCCGGUCCCCGCGCCGCCGGGGACGCACCGUGCCGCGCUACUCCGUACACGUGCCGAAAGUUACGCUGGAUCUGACUGAUGCCACGGUGCUGACGCUGAAGAAACGCUACAGCAACCUGUACGUGCCGUCAGACUUCUUUUCGUCUCACUUCCUCUGUGACACCGCCUUUCCGCUGCAUCGGCCCUUCCAGCUGGCCACGCCGGUGUCGUACCACGUGAUGAGCAAGGACGUGGAUCCGGUGGCUGAGAACGAUGCCGUCUAUGAGCCACCCGAUGUCGACUACCGCUUCUGCGCCAAGGUGAUGCUUCUCACCACACCCUCCUGGGAGGAGCUGUACCGUCGCACCACCAGCCUGGCUGAGCUGGGGGACGAUGUUGAUGAUCCCGUCCACCCGUCUCGACUGAUCAGCUUCCUGGUCGGACUGCGCGGUAAAAACGAGACAAUGGCCAUCGGCGGCCCGUGGUCACCCAGUAAGGACGGUGCAGACCCGGAGGGGGAUCCACAGGUGCUCAUCAGAACGGCCACUCGCACCUGCCGCGCACUGACCGGGGUCGAUCUGUCCCAGUGUACUAAAUGGUACCGGUUGGCGGAAAUCUUCUACCGCCGUGGCGACAAGGCGACCGAAACGGUCGUGCUUUUCCUUCCCGAUACGUCGGCGCUGCUGCCAUCUCUCGUCGCGUGGGAAAAACAGCAGGCCACCUACCGGCAGGCUCUGCAAGCUAAACUUAACCCCGCCGCCGCCGCAGCUGCUGCCGCCGGACAGGACGAGAAGGAGGAGGAGGACGAUGGUGAGGUGCCGGUGAAACAGGAGCCGACCAACUGGUCCGAGCUGGAUCCCAAGAACAUGAAGGUGGCUGAGCUGAAACAGGAACUGGAGCUGCGCGCUAUGAGUCCCAAAGGUCUCAAAUCGCAGCUGAUCGCCCGUCUGACCAAAGUCCUCAAGACCGAGGAGGAAAAGGAGACGGAGGAUAAGACCUCUGGCUCCACCACAGGAGGAGGAGCAGGCUCGGCGGCUCCCAGAGCGGUGUCUCCUGUUCCCAUCGCCGCCACCGCGGUGGUGGACGGAGGAACGGAUGAAGAGGAUGUGAAGAGGAAGGAUGAUGCGGAGAGGAGGGUGCUGGAGAAGAAGUACCACCUGCCCGACACCCCUCAGGUGAUUGUCCAUCCUCACCGCACGGCCAAGUCGGGCAAGUUUGACUGUACAGUCAUGUCGCUGUCUGUUCUGCUCGACUAUCGACCCGAGGACAAUAAGGAGCACUCGUUCGAGGUGUCUCUGUUCGCUGAAGUGUUCAAUGAAAUGCUGAUGAGGGACGCCGGGUUCGCCAUCUAUCGAGCCCUGAUGGAAACGCCGGAGAAGGGAAAAGAUGAGAAAAAGAGCAAGGACAAGAAGGAAGACGAGAAGAAGGAAGGUGACGAGGACAAGAAGAAGGACGAGAAGGAGUCGAAGAAGGAAGAGCCCGAAGAGAAGAAGGAAGAGGACGAAGAGGACUCGGGAGAAAAGAGCAUGUACACGGCCGACCGUCGCCUCCUGAUGGCGUUCUCCUAUUUCGACACGUCUCACUGUGGCUACAUUGUAGACCGAGAUCUGGAGGAUAUACUGCAUACGAUCGGGCUGGGCAUCAGCCGCGCUCAGGGUCGUCGUCUGGUCGCCAAGGUAGCCGAACGCGACUCUGUUCACUACCGCCGUCUCACCGACCGCCCCGUCCCCGAGGGCGGUCUGCCCUCCGAGCGUCCUGACGAACAGCCGAGCGAAGAACAGCUGCUGCCCCUGGCGGGAGGAAACUGGCAGCAUCUGCCGACAUUUGCUAAGGAUAGAAGGAUCGGAGAGGGAGGUGGUGGUAACGUGAAGAAGGAAGAAGAGGAGGGAGAGGAUGGAGAGGAAGGAAAGGAGAAGAAAGAAGGAGGCGAGGGACCGGUGAUGGUGUUGUUCGAGGGCAGUAUGGUGGAUCUCUCGUCACUGAUGUCACGGGUCCGCCGCUCCGACUCUACACUACAGCUGACCGAGAAACGCAUGUCACAGCUGCAGGAGGAGGUCCGCUCGGCCCACGAGCGGACGACCAGUCUGCGCUCGGAGGUGAAGACGCUGGAUCAGCAGCUGCAGCUGGCCCGCGCCUCGGCCGCCAGUCUGGAGACCCAACUGACCACCAGUCAGGAGACUGUUGGUAAAUACGGCACUGCUCUGGACGCCGUGUACGCGGCGGUGGCGCCUCUGGUGGCAGAAGCUGAAAGUAGAAGUGCUGAACAGCUCCGCGAGGUGGAGACAGCGGCCGAUCAGGAGCAAGAAGUGAAGGAGGAGACGUGUGAAGUUAUGGACACUGAACAAGACGGCACUGAGGCAAAGGAAGAGGAGAACGAAGAGAAGCCCGCAAAGGAAGAGAAGAGUGCCAAGGAGGAGAAAUCCGCCAAGGAGGAGACACCUACAAAGGAUGAGAAAUCCGCCAAGGAGGAGAAAAUCACCAAGGAGUCUCGAGGAGCCAAGGCUGCUGAGGGAAAGAGCGACAAAAAUGCCAAGGGUGAUGCAGAUGACAAGACGAAGGAGGCAGCGCCGGAGCCGAAAGUCGCCAAAGAAACGCCGUCCAAAACGCCGAAACGAACCCGCUCGUCGGCAGCCAGUGACGCUGCGGCCAAAAAAGCCAAGGUGGAGAACGGAUCCUCCGCCUAAAACCUUGGCUCUAUCGAUAAGGUGGAUGGAUUUUCUGCCCAGGAGAGCGAAUCAACCGCCCAACACCUCAUAUUUUUCGGUAUGUGGACAGAUAAACAUCUAAAACACCGUCACCAUGUCUCGGCCAGACCAUAAGAUGGUGUUUUUUUUUUUCAUUUAACACUGAGUCUGGAAUCCUCGCAUACAUUGCGUAGGUCCAAUUGCGAAAAGAAUGCAUUGUGUGAGCUAGCGUGAAAGCCCUGCGUUUGCAGCGUGCGUGCGGCGCGUGUGGGUUUGCAUACGACGUGCGUUCUAUGUCUUUAUGCGUGCGUGUGUGCGUUUGAAUUUUAGUUUUUGUGUAUCGCUAGGGUUAAGUCCUGCCGUCAAACUGAGGGUCAAAACAUGAAGCCUAAAGCCUGGAUGCCCUGUACCCAAGAGGCCGACAUAACAAAACCAGUGAAACCUGUUUGGAUUUGGCUGUCAAAGUUUAGAGGACCGACGCGGUUCGUUAGCCUUUGUAAGCUUCGUUCUGAAAGUUUGUCUCUAGAAGGCUUUGUCAUGUCUUUUUGCCUUUGAAAGUCUGGGCCGUACUUCAUUGUAUCAUCGGAUGUCACACACUGUAAGUGACGUCACAUGAAGGACGUCAUACCGUGGUCAUGUAACAGUGGGAAGGGCGUCGUUCAUCACAAGUAACGUCGCGUCGGUGGUUGUGACGUCACACAGCGUCAUUUACGUCAUACUUGCGGGGAUAUAUCACGAAUCGACAGUGGCGAUGUCAUAUGGUAACAAUGACGUCAUGUAGCUGCGAUGACGUCAAAUAUGAACAAUGACGCCACGUCAUAGUGUCCAUUCGGCCCGACCCCCUGGGCCGUACGCAGGCAGACCUCUGUAAUUGUAUUCACCACUGCAGUUGAGCGGCGCGAUUUUUGGAUUACCGACAUGUACUUGGGAUGAAUAAAGAAAUAAGUUUUAA